This is a messenger RNA of Dictyostelium discoideum AX4, 213 nucleotides long. RefSeq lists its product as hypothetical. Bases 1 to 213 code for a protein of 70 amino acids. The record is from RefSeq and is a predicted model, not a curated record. The transcript is spliced from 2 exons. NCBI's taxonomy places the organism in Eukaryota, Evosea, Eumycetozoa, Dictyosteliales, Dictyosteliaceae.
AUGACAAUAAUUAACUCAAUUUCUUCAUUAGGAAAAAUCACAAAUAAAAAUAAAAGUCAAAAUAAUUUAAAUAGCAUAAACAAUUCAAUCAAUCCUCCAAAUAAUAUUCAAGGGUCAAACGAAAAAACAGGAUUGGUUAGUGGUUUAUUAGAAUUAGUUGGUGGGGUUGUUUUAAUACUUGGUCUUGUUGUUGGUGCUACAUUAGGGUUGUAA